Papaver somniferum (opium poppy) is the source of this 2674-nucleotide messenger RNA. Its product is annotated as cryptochrome-1-like. NCBI's taxonomy places the organism in Eukaryota, Viridiplantae, Streptophyta, Magnoliopsida, Ranunculales, Papaveraceae. Gene Ontology annotation, molecular function: FAD binding; blue light photoreceptor activity; DNA binding. Gene Ontology annotation, cellular component: cytoplasm; nucleus. The record is from RefSeq and is a predicted model, not a curated record. The transcript has 5 exons. Bases 456 to 2375 code for a protein of 639 amino acids. Gene Ontology annotation, biological process: blue light signaling pathway; entrainment of circadian clock by photoperiod; circadian regulation of gene expression.
UCCAAACUCUCCCACACUCAUCUCCUCUAGUUUGUGUGUUUUAGUGCUUGAUCUGUUCUGUAUACUAUUGUUUCAUUUCGUUAAUUGGUAAGUUAGAAUUAUAAAAUAUGGAGUAGUUUUUACUAAAUUAUAUACUGUUUGAUGAAAAGUUUACUUCUUUUGGAUAAUUAAAAAGAACAAAUAGUUAAAUUGAUUCUUUUGUCUGUUUUUAAUAGUCUCUAGAUUUCGUAGCACAUGAAAUCUCAUCUUCUUCUCAAUAUAUUAUUAUAAUAAUUAUUAUUAUUAGUAUAUUCACCUAAAAUGAGCUAAAAAAAAGUGUCAACCAGAUAGCUUGAAUUAUGGUGUUUGAUCAAAAUUGAAGUUUCAUGUUAAUGAGUAAAAGGCAGAAUUCUCGAUUGAGCGUCUAUUUUUGUUGGAUCUGAGAUUUGACCACUAGGGAGUCUGAGAUAGUGAGUAUGAGUAGUACAUGUAAGACCAUAGUUUGGUUUAGGAAGGAUUUAAGAAUAGAUGAUAAUCCUGCCUUAGCUACAGCAGCUAGAGAUGGUCAGGUCCUUCCUGUUUAUAUAUGGUGUCCUAAAGAAGAAGGACAAUUCUAUCCAGGUCGUGUGUCAAGAUGGUGGCUGCAACAAUCUCUUGUUCAUUUGAAUCAAUCUUUGAAGUCCCUUGGGGUUUCACUUGUUUUCAUGAAAGCAGAAAGUACUGUUUCAGCUCUUUUGCGGUGCUUUGAAGCAGUUGGGGCAACCAAAAUUGUUUAUAAUCAUCUUUAUGAUCCGGUAUCACUAGUUCGUGAUCACACCAUCAAAGUGAAGUUGGCAGAGCACGGCAUUUGUGUACAAAGCUUUAAAGGGGAUUUAUUAUAUGAGCCAUGGGAAGUGUAUGAUGAAGAAGGACAUGCCUUUACAACCUUCAAUGCUUUCUGGCGUAAGUGCGUGAAUUUGUCUAUUGAACCUGCUUCCGUCUUCCCCCCAUGGAAACUGGUUCCACCUGCAGGAACUGUUGAUGGCUGCUCAAUUGAGGAAUUGGGUCUUGAAGAUGAAUUAGAAAAAUCUAGCAACGCUUUGCUAGGCAAAGGAUGGUCCCCUGGUUGGACUAAUGCAGAUAAAACUCUAGCUGAAUUUGUUGAUCGUCAUCUUAUUGACUAUUCCAACAGUAGGGUGAGGUUAGAAGGAGUAACCAGUUCACUCUUAUCCCCGUACCUCCAUUUUGGAGAAGUGAGUGUGAGGAAAGUUUUCCAAUGUAUACGGAUGAAGCAGAUUAUAUGGGCAAAAGAAGGGAAUCUUCUUGGUGAAAAGAAUGUAAAACUUUUUCUUAGGUCUCUUGGGCUAAGAGAAUAUUCACGUUACCUUUGUUUCAACUUCCCUUUUACUCAAGAGAGGUCUUUAAUGAACAACUUGAGAUUUUUUCCUUGGCGUUCAGAACAUGGUGAUUUUAAGGCUUGGAGACAGGGUAAGACUGGUUAUCCGCUGGUGGAUGCCGGAAUGAGAGAGCUUUGGGCAACAGGGUGGAUGCACAACAGAAUCAGGGUGAUUGCUGCUAGUUUCUUUGUGAAAUUCUUGCUACUACCUUGGACAUGGGGAAUGAAAUACUUUUGGGAUACGCUGUUGGAUGCAGACUUGGAAAGUGAUAUUCUUGGUUGGCAGUACAUCUCAGGAAGUUUACCUGAUGGCCACAAGCUUAACCGGCUAGACAGCCCACAGGUUCAAGGUAGCAAGUUUGAUCCAGAAGGCGAAUAUGUAAGACAAUGGUUACCUGAACUUGCAAGAAUGCCUUCUGAGUGGAUUCACCAUCCAUGGAAUGCUCCUUCGUUGGUGCUGCGGGCAGCAGGGGUAGAGUUGGGAUUAAACUACCCAAAGCCUAUUAUCGACAUAGAUUUGGCAAAGGAAAGGUUAGUGGAUGCUCUAUCCACGACGUGUCAGGCAGAAACGACUGCAAGAAGUGCUAAUGCAAAUGGGAUGGAAGAAGUUGUCAUGGACAACAUGGAUCGAGCUGAAAAUUGGAAAAUUCCAGUUGUUGUGCUGAAGGAGAAUGUUUCCCACUCCACUAGCUUGUCCGAUCAGAGGGUGCCAUCAUUUCAAAAUUGUAAGAAUGGUUCAGCCUCUCGAAAACGACCAUUAUGUGUGGAAGCUGGGAGACCAUCUCCCAAUAAAAUACAAAGUAAUGAUUGUGAAUCUGAAACGUCUGGUACUGGUGGACUAGAUCUACACUCUACUGCAGAAUCUACUUCAGCUAAGAGACAGAGUACUAGUAGUGCCCUUCCGUUCAUGGUUCUGGAUUCCUCAUUGAAUGUUGAGGUUCUUCAAGAGAAAGGACUUGCUUAUGCAAUGAAGCAACAAAAUGAGGGGACCAGUAAGGGUAGAAACCAGCUUGAAGCUUGAAAAGAAGUGAGUUAAUUCAAUGAAGGAGAAAUACGAGGAAUGCUGCCAUAUAGUGGUCUGAAAACAACUAAUAAAUGUAUAGCUAUUUCCAACAUAUGUAGGCAAUGUUCGUGUUCGCGUAUCUUUAUUUAUGUGCACAAGUGUCAGUAAUUUGUACCCACUUUCUCGUUGGUCUCAAACUCUCGAUCAAUUGACUUGCGCAUACAUGGCUCAAGUAAUUAAUCAAUUACUCCUUGAGUAUCAUAAUUUUUCGUUGGGUAAUUAUAUAAAUAUCCCUCCUUCUGUUGGGUCUUCACAAA